AUGGAGCUUCUACUCAACCUGACACAGACUACGGGAGCAAAGUCGCCGGCUGCUUCUCGCUUGCAGAUUCAGCAUGACUUGUCAGAUGGGAUUGUGGAAUACGCAGCUGCUUUCCCCAUCCCCGUUCGUCGAUGCCGAGACUUGAGCAAGGAACGCAGCUAA
Molecule: messenger RNA, 162 nt
Organism: Trichoderma gamsii
Lineage: Eukaryota; Fungi; Ascomycota; Sordariomycetes; Hypocreales; Hypocreaceae
Exons: 2
Coding region: 1-162 (53 amino acids)
Source: RefSeq, a predicted model, not a curated record